UUUUUUUUUGAGGGAAUAUUACUCCGUAUAACACAAGACUGCGAACUGCGAAUCACCAAGGUCGAAGAGGGUCGAGGGACUACCGGAGCUGCGGUGGAGACAAGAAACCCUGCCGACCUGCGGCCACCAGUUGCGCCGCCUCCCUCCGUCCACGUUCCACGGCCCUGCGUCAGCGGUCUUCCAUCUCCGGCUCUCCGAGUAACCAGUCCGAGUCUCUCCUCUGCGGCUGCCGGCUGCCUCCAGCUCCAGAGUCUGGGCCCUGUGCACGACGCCAAAUUUCUCCCCCAUUAGUGUGCCUCUUAUAGUGUAUAUCUUUUGGAUGUUGCAACCGUUGGUGCCAUCAUGCAACCAGAAACUGUUUCUGUUCAGAUAACCUGGUCGUCUUCAUUUUAUGCCCUUUGCGGAUAGUUUGCUACCCAGAAACUUUUCUCUUUCACAAGUUGAAAAAUUCAUACCCAAGAAGUGGCGACAAUGUGUUAAAGUGUCAGACAUUAAAAAGAAUAUUGAAUCCCUUGUUUCUAGUUCUCAUGAACCAAUUUUAAGGACUAAAGUACCCUAUGAUGAAUCAAUGGUGGAUUGCUUACUAUCAACCUUGAAGAAUUUUGCAAGUGAAGGCCAUUUAUUGAAAGCUUUUAGAACUUUUGGUCUUAUUCAGUUGAAUGUACCCUCACAAUCUCCAUGCCACACAGUGCUACAGUCCUUAUCAUCUCUCUUCCAAUGUUGCACGGAACUCAAGUCAUUUAGUGAGGGCAAACAGCUACAUGCCUAUGCUAUUACUUCUGGUCUUGCACACCAUGCCAUGUUGGUUCCUAAAAUAAUCACCUUCUACACAACAUUUGGUUUACUUCUUGAUGCUCACAAAGUGACUGAAACAUCAAAUGUUUUGCAUCCUUUGCCAUGGAACCUUCUCAUUUAUUCCUAUGUAAAAGUUAGGCAGUAUGAUGCUGUUCUAUCUGCUUAUAAGCAAAUGGUAAGUAAGGGAAUCUGGCCUGAUAAUUUCACCUAUCCAUCCGUUCUCAAGGCUUGUGGAGAACAGGCGAAUCUUUCUUUUGGAAGGGAGGUUCACAAGUCUAUAGAUGCUAGUUCUUCGAAAAGAAACAUGUUUGUUGAUAACGCUUUACUGUCAAUGUAUGCUAAGUGCGGGGAACUGGAUAUUGCUUGUCAGAUCUUUGAACGAAUUCUAGUUAAGGACGCUGUUUCUUGGAACGCGAUGAUUUCUGGAUAUGCCUCUAAUGAUAUGUGGAGUAAAGCCUUUGAUCUUUUUGAAAGAAUGAUUUUUAAAGGUAUUGAGUUGAAUAAUAUCACUUGGAAUACCAUAGCUAGCGGGUGUACAAAAACGGGCAACUUUGAAGGUGCUUUUGAGUUGCUCUCCCGGAUGAGAAAUUGCGGGUUUGUGUUGGAUCCUGUGGCUGUUCUUAUAGGUCUAGGAGCAUGUUCUCAAACUGGUUUGAUAAGGAUUGGGAAAGAAAUUCACUGUUUGGCCAUUCGGAGUCAUUUUCAGGAUUUUGAUAAUGUAACAAAUGCAUUGAUUACCAUGUAUGCUAGAUGCAAAGAUCUAAAACAUGCAUAUACUAUAUUUCAGUUGAAAGAGAGUAAAAGUAUAGUUUCCUGGAACUCCAUCAUAUCUGGAUUUGCACAUUGCGGUAGAUAUGAGGAAGCCUCAUUCUUUUUUCGGGAAAUGUUGCUUUGCGGAUUUAAGCCAAAUUAUGUGACAAUAGCAAGCAUACUUCCAUUAUGUGCUCGGGUUGCGAAUCUCCAACAUGGAAGAGAGUUUCACUGCUAUCUCUGUAAGCAUGAAGGGUUUGAGCAACAAUUGAUAUUAUGGAACUCUCUUCUGGAUAUGUAUGCAAGAUCAGGAAAAGUGUAUCUAGCCAAGAAACUCUUUGAUUCCAUGAGCAAGAAAGAUACAGUGACAUACACUUCAUUAAUAGCUGGAUAUGGUGUCCAAGGAAAUGGAAAAGAAGCGAUUAGACUUUUCAUGGACAUGAUUAGGUCCCACAUAAAACCAGACCAUGUCACCAUGGUUUCCAUAUUAUCAGCUUGUAGUCAUUCUGGUCUUUUAGACCAGGGAGAGAAACUUUUUGAACUGAUGCAAAGCGUUUACGGCGUAACUCCUCAACUGGAGCAUGUUUCGUGUAUGAUUGAUCUCUAUGGAAGGUCAGGUUUACUAAAAAAGGCUCAACAUAUUAUCAUGAAGAUGUCAUUUGAGCCAACAGAGGAAAUGUGGGCCACACUGAUUGGGGCAUGCCGAAUCCACGGGAACACCGAGAUUGGUGAGUGGGCAGCUGAGAAAUUGCUGGAAAUGAGGCCAGAUAAUUCUGGGUACUAUGUUUUGAUAGCAAACAUGUACGCUGCUGCUGGCAGUUGGAAUAAACUGGCUAAUGUAAGAACCUUAAUGAGGGACUCAGGUGUGAGGAAAGAUCCAGGAUGUGCUUGGAUUGAUAUGAAAGCUGGAUUUUCCUCCUUCAUGGUUGCAGACACCACAAACAGUCAAAGAUUGGAAAUUUAUUCUCUGUUGGGAGGGCUUACUAGGCAAAUAAAAGACGCUUCACACUCGUCUAAUGAAGAGUCGACAUCAGAUGAAGAAGAAGCUUAUGAGGCAUUGGCUGCGUAGAACUUUGACAGAAACAUUUUUCUUCUUUUGAAGAGUACACGUGUCUGUAGUGACAAGAGGUGAAACAUUAGACCUCCCGGGGGGGAUAUCAUAGUUUCAAUUCUUGAAAUCCUUUUGUGCAACAAUUGACCAAAGCAUUAGUUGGCAUUCAUUCAAAUAUGCUAAUGCAUUCUGAAAAAUUGCUGGAAAGAUUUUCUUGUAUCUUCAGUUUCUUUUUGGGAAGAAUCCGUUAUUUCUCGAGGAAGGUUUGAGGACUUUGAAUCUGAUGCUGUGGGAGAGACGAUGGAGGGUGAUAUAGUUCAUGCAAAGAUUAAGAAUUCUGUUUCUGCAGUUGCGAAGCAUAACUCCACAGUCCCCCCCCCUGAAGGGAAACAUUUAUCCAGAUGGGUAAAUUUGAUCAUCUUUGCUUGCUUUAGUCAACUCACUAGGUAUACUACACUUAUGUGCUCAUAGGGAAUCUUCCUAAGCCACACUUUCUUGAUAUGGAUACUGGAAGUGAUUUGACGUGGAUCCAGUGUGGUGCUCCCUGAACUAGCUGUGCCAAGGACUGCCGGUUUUAGAACCACAACCUGUUCAUACUUCAUAGUUUUAGAGAAUGUGGAACUGUGAACCGUCAGUUCCAGUUUGGAACAGGACACUUCUGGCUUGGAACUGUAAAAAAAGAAAAAAAAAAUGGAGUAGGCCAGAAGUAAUGAGAUAUGAAGAAAUUGUGGAUAUUUGUUCGGAGACAGGUCGGAGGCAGCUUCAAUGUAAUGGGUAGUGGAUAUGACUGUGUAUCUGUAAAUUUGUUCGAUUUAUAUUGUGUUACUAUUCAGACUCUCAACUCGUGCGAUUCAUGUACUUGCUGUUUGGCAGAUCAAACCUAAAAUUGUAAUCACCUAAAAUUAAUCAAACCUAAAUUUUAAG
Cuscuta epithymum is the source of this 3520-nucleotide messenger RNA. The record is from the annotation of a GenBank genome assembly. NCBI's taxonomy places the organism in Eukaryota, Viridiplantae, Streptophyta, Magnoliopsida, Solanales, Convolvulaceae.